CCAGGUGACCCAGGGCUUCCAGGAUAUCCAGAUUCGCCGGGAUAUCCAGGGCUUCCAGGGUAUCCAGGUUCGUCGGGAUAUCCAGGGCUUCCAGGUGACCCCGGUGAUCCAGGUUCGCCAUUAGGGUCUCCAGGUUGGCCAGGCUGUCCAUUAGGGUCUCCAGUUUGUCCAGGCUGACCAUUAGGGUCUCCAGGUUGUCCUGGUUGACCAUUAGGGUCUCCGGGCUGUCCCGGACUGCCCGUAUCACCAUUCCAUUGUCCACUAUUAUCGACACCGCCGGCGCCCGUCGAGGCUUCUUCGAGGCUUUAAUCUCAAUUAAUUCAAUUACUCGCCGCUUUCGUUCACUUUCCUCGUCGCUUCCUCCAUUUUCGACAAAUAAAAUUCGAUGCUCGGUACAUCCGGGUCUGAGAUCAUCUUUCGCGUAUGACACCGAUCUGCUUAGGUAUCGACAUGUCAAAGGUAAUCAGACCAUACCGUACACUUUGAUCGGAGCACUCGAAAAAGCUUACCAAUUUUCCUGCUGGCACGAGCGCUGGUUUAAAGGUCUCAAAUAUAAUGAGAAAGGUUGAAGGUCUUUGAUAGGCCUCAGUUUUUGAAACACAGUUCUUAAUGAAAUUUUUACUAUUUCAUUCUUGUGCGACUUUCUCCUAACGAUCCACUGAAAUCAAUUUUGAUUCGUGUCUUUCUUUCAAUAGCCUCCACCGAAUGAGUCGCAUUUGUCAAAACUCGUGUACAGCUACGGGUACAAUUUUACACCCUUAUUGCAAGGGUGUUUUGGCGACGCAUAAAACAUGGUCCGAGGAUCGCGGCGCCAAGGCUGCGCGGCACAAAGCAGCGAAUGGCGUAACAAAGCGAGAUAAAGAGUCGGCCAUUUGGAAAAAUAUUGGAAAUCGCGAGAACGUCGAAGCCAGAACGGCGAACGGGUACAAUUCGAUCUGCAUCCCCGUGGUAUCCCCGCAUAAAGAGCCCGAUGCGAACGCCGUGUUCCGCUCGAGAAAUCUCGCAAAAGGAUCUGCUGUUCCGAUACACGAAGCAAACGGGACCCAGGGCAGCAGCUCCAUCUUCGUCACCGACGACGGGAGAUUACUUGCUCAACUAUCGCCUAACACGUCCACGCAACCGUGAAACUUCGGAGAUCGGUUCCCACGAAUUUUAUUCGAAUUUUUCCUCCAGGGAAUAGUAUCUCGAAGACGCCACGCUUUUAGCUGCUUUUCCUGUUCAUCGAGCUUUCGUCUCAAGAAUAUUCGCUACACUUCCGAUACCAUUUAUUUUACUCUAUUUAGUCUCUGCGCAACCGACAUUUUUUUGUUUGCUCCACUUGGAUCUUAAUAUUCGUCCGAGCGAUUUCAGACGAUACCGUAGUUUCAUCGAUCUCCGAGGACUUUUUAAUUGGCCUAUCGUUUCUCGAUUCGGGGACUUGGUUAUUUUACAGGUUUUUACAGCGAUCUUUUACAAGUUUCUUUAUUUAUUUCAGCAUUCAUCUGGCGUCGAAUCUUUAUUCGAUUUUCUAAGAAUUCAGUUCGAUUAGAAUUCGGUAGAAUUUUGGUAACGGAGUUUAAUUACAAUUCGCUGACGAAUCCCGUAGGAUUUAUCGAGACCUCUGCGAUGUCUCUCUUUUUUGGGAAGUUCGAUGAAAGUCUGGACCACCAGAUAGUGGUUGGUUACACGACAGCCAAUAAUUCAUCGAGAUACCAACACCGAUAAAAGAUCCAAUGGAACCGUACAGCUAAAUCUACACGAGUUCGCACUAAAAUUAUGAGAUGUCCGAGGGACUUACUGGUAAGAAUUAUGAGAGGCCAAUAAUACCUCUCGCAGAUUUUAAGAGACGGCGCAUGAUGAAUCGGUCCUCGAAAAUUAUUAUUCUAUUUGUUUUAAGGAAUCAAGAGCAUUUAACAGCAUUCGAUAAAAAUAUAUUUAACGAGCUUAUAAUCGGUCCUCCUAAAGUGCUAAUCGAUCGAUGGCAAAGUUGUAAUCGAUGGUUCCGGGGACAGCUCGAGAUCGCUAUCAGUUUGGCCCGAGGAUCAGCUUAAUCCGUCUCGAAAGAAAGUGCUGCUAUCGCGAGAUAGUAGCAGCUCGGCGGUCUAAACAAAUCCCGUUAAUUAGGCCGGAAUCUUCGAAUCUGAUCAUCGUGAUAAGAUCAAAGGGCAAACAUGCGAGCGGAUCCACGCAACUUAGCCAUCGCCUGACCACGAUCAAUUAAUAAGGUUCCCCAGGCCGUAUCGUUUAAUUACAGCCUAUUUACCUUGGCGAAUCAUCCUGGUAAUUGAGUAAGGUCGGGUUUAAUCGGUCUCGUGCGGCGUUUGUCGGGAUUCUGCUGCAGAACAUCCUUUCCCGUUGUCCAGUUUACGCAAUUACCACAAUUGUCCAGUCUACAAUUGAUGUGGAUCAAUCGAUUAGCUUAUUGCGAACGAGAAAUCCCACUGAUCACUGUUCUCGAUCGUCCCCGAUAUUUAACCCCGAUCCGCUGGCGCUAUAUUUCACGAUUUGCUGGGUCGAUCUUCGAUCGCGCAAAGUUCGACGCAGGAUUUAAUCACCGCGACGUUCAUAUCGCCGGAGGCUCGAUCACCCGCGAUCAACCAAAUUCUCUUUGAUCGUAACUUUCGGUUAAUUCGGCCAUACAUAUUGAUACUCGAAUCGCUGUGCGCUGCCAUCGGCAGUCUAAUUACGUCCGUAACACGCAAGAUACGUUUAUUUCACUAUUUUUUGUUUGUACCGCGUACGCGUAACACCGCGCGCGACGAUAUUUUUAAAUUCAGAACACUUCGAGAGGAAAGAGAUUUCUCGGAAAUGGAGUUCCGAAGGUGGCGAAUGGUUCCGGCUGCUAAAAAUUCUAUGCAUUUCCCGCGGAGCAAACACGCCCGACAACCGUGCGAACUUCCUGCAUAUUCUCGGAGAACAUACCUAAACUAGGAGGAACUCGGGCCGCAGAAUCCGCGUAGAGUUCGAUUAAAUCAUUCGCAGCCGACAGGCAGUAAAUUUUCCAUUUACCGACGCACCGACGACUAUGCAUCACCCUCGCCUACCUGUUUGCUCACGCUUUGCCACGGGAGGGGAAAUUGAUUUCCAGCUGCAGAACACCGGACGGUGUCCUCUGGUUUUCCGGUUUCGCGUGAAGGACACGCUCGAGGGUAAUAUUCCGGGGACGGCGGACGAAUCGCCGAGGGAACAUCGGAAAAAAGGAAAGUCCGACGGAAAGUCGUCGAAGAACUUGCGGCUCGACGACGCGCUUCGACCGCAAGAGCAAUUACUGAUAGCCGAAGGAGCUCUCGAGAAAUCAUCGCAUCCCGAAUGUUUCUCGUUCUCGGAUCUCGACGAGGAUAUGCGGUUGCUGGUGCCCGAGGCCAGAAAGAUGGAGUUCGGUGUACGUUUCCAACGACCGAAAAACGAGCUCACGGACAAGGAAAAAUCCGAAGAAAAGUCCGCGAAGAAAAAGAGGAAAGCUAAAGAAUCGACGAAAAAGGAAGGCGGCGAGAAAUUAAAUUAUUGCUACGUGGCUUUCGUGGAGGUAACUUUAGGGGGCUUGGUACACGUGCAAGACUUUGUAAUCAUAUGCUCGGUGAAAUAGAGAUUUAUGCUCCGAUUCUGGGUUCCAUUUCAUUGUGCGGCUGGUCUUAAUGAAACUCCGAGAAUAAUUUCCAGCUCCCCAAGGGCUGAAUUCGCUUGAUAUUCGUCUCCGCAACGGGCUCGUUUCACAAAUUGAACCUUAAAAACGACCUGGUAAACUUCGAGCACGCCGCCGCUGUCGAUAUCGAAUUCUCCGACAUUUUUUAAACAAUCUAGUACGUUUCUAACGAUGAUAGUAAUUUUUCAGCCACACCAAGUACCUCAAAAAUUUCAUAAAUUCAAAGAUUUAUAUUUAAUGAAAUUAGAAUUCAUUUCUAAUAAAUUGUCUUCCUUCUAUUAAACUUCUUUAUGAUAAUCGAAUAAAUUUGCAACGAACACAGUCUGGUGUUAGAGCUAUGUUUUUACUUUUUUUUUUGCUGUGACUAACGUUAAUUAACUAACGAGAUACAUAAAUUAUGUGAAAGACACGUGAUCACAACGAAAUUCAUCCAAACGCUACUGCCGCGCCAUCUGGUUUAUUCGAAAACUAUGCGCACUAAACUGUAUUUCAACAAAACAGAAUGUUUCGAUACGAUUCACAUAUAAUUACCCUACUAUACUGUUGUUGUCUCGAAAACGUUAUUAUUGUUAUUAAUAGAAUGUCAGAUUUAUCCUCGAAUAAAAUUAACCAAGCUUAAUUUUGCUCAAUAGACGAACGAUUUCAAUAAUUAGCAUUCGAAUAAUAUUAGGGCGCCAGCUUUGUUGCUUGAGAAUAUGCGAAUGCAAUGCAAUUUAAUUAUAUAUCAUAUUAUACUCUAACAAAUGUUUGUGUUGUAUA
Megalopta genalis is the source of this 4381-nucleotide messenger RNA. Lineage: Eukaryota; Metazoa; Arthropoda; Insecta; Hymenoptera; Halictidae. The record is from RefSeq and is a predicted model, not a curated record.